Molecule: messenger RNA, 483 nt
Organism: Phyllostomus hastatus (greater spear-nosed bat)
Lineage: Eukaryota; Metazoa; Chordata; Mammalia; Chiroptera; Phyllostomidae
Product: cortistatin-like
Exons: 2
Coding region: 58-453 (131 amino acids)
Biological process (GO): regulation of cell migration
Cellular component (GO): extracellular region
Molecular function (GO): neuropeptide hormone activity
Source: RefSeq, a predicted model, not a curated record
GUCUCCAGAGAAAGGACCCACAUCCACAAAACCCUGAUUUCGGGGCCGUCAAGGAGGAUGAGCCGCCGCAGAGUUGGAGAGGAGUACCCGCCAGCCCACAGAAUGCCGCCCCUCUGCCUGCUGCUGCUGCUGCUGCCGCUGCUGCCGCCGCCGCCGCCGCUGCUCUCAGGGGCCACCGCUGCCCUCCCCCUGGUGGAGGGCAGCCUCGCAGGCCACGACAGCCACAGCGGGCAUCGGCAGGAAGCGGCAGAAAUGAAGAAAAACAGCCUGUGGACUUUCCUUGCUCAGUGGCGGCACGAGCGGACCUCCCAGGCCGGGGCGGCCCCCUCCGUGGGCGGGGAGGCCAGGGGGCCCUCCAAGCGGCGGGACGGCCCGCCCCCCCAGCAGUCCACGCGCCCCGACAAAGUGCCCUGCAGGAAUUUCUUCUGGAAGACCUUCUCCUCCUGCAAGUGAGGCCCCGCCCGCGUCACUCGUGCGAGGAAG